Messenger RNA from Heterotrigona itama, 989 nucleotides. NCBI's taxonomy places the organism in Eukaryota, Metazoa, Arthropoda, Insecta, Hymenoptera, Apidae. The record is from the annotation of a GenBank genome assembly.
AUGACGGACGUGAAUAGUAACAAAGUGACCGGCGAGUCUUCGAGGAAGUCGUUCGAGCACGCGAAGAAGGAGCUACGCUCGAUAGUGACGAGGAUCGAGGAAACAGCCCUUUCCAGCAGGUCUGUGAAAUUGUUUCGCGCUCAAUGCCUUCUUAGACCCGGUGGUUCGAAGCUCCGCAGGAAACACCUGUGGAUCCUGCUGAUUUUCGCGUGGAUUCUCAGCCAAUUCCUUUGGAAUUACAUGCACACCGUUCGCUACGACAAGUGCCUGGCUGAGCUGCCGUCGUUCGCGCAGAAAAUAUUCCGGCCAGCCGAGGAUUGUUCGAUGUGCCGGGACGUUCAACAGGUUGACAGGAUAUCCAGCGUGGAUCCUGCCAUUUUCGAGGAACGAUACGCGUACUCUGGAAGACCAGUGGUGAUCACCGAUGCGAUGUCCAACUGGACAGCGACGGAAAUAUUCUCGUUCUCCUUCUUCAAAUUGUUGUACGACGGAGAGGAUGCGAAUUGCCAGUUUUUCCCCUACAAAACGGAGUUCAAACGCCUCCAGGACGUGUUCGAUAUGAGUGACAGUCGAUCGUUGUUGGAGAAAGGGACGAAACCGUGGUACGUCGGCUGGAGUAAUUGCGACGAGGAAAUCGGCAGCGUGCUCAGAAAACACUAUCAAAGGCCGUACUUUCUGCCUGUCACCGCAGAGUCCGAGAAGACCGAUUGGAUUUUUAUGGGUAGUCACGGAUAUGGUGCCCCUAUGCACGUGGACGACGUGGAACACGCAUCGUGGCAGGCUCAGAUCAAAGGUGAGAAACUGUGGACCCUGGAGCCACCCAGAGAGUGCCAUUACACUUGCAACGCAUUGGAAGUUGUGGUACAUCCCGGCGAGAUAAUUGUCUUGGAUACCAAUCGCUGGUACCACCAAACGACAAUCGUCUCUGAGGAGAUGAGCAUCACGAUCGGAGCAGAAUACGACUAGAGAGGGAGAGAGAGAAAGAGAGA